This is a messenger RNA of Symbiodinium pilosum, 516 nucleotides long. NCBI's taxonomy places the organism in Eukaryota, Dinophyceae, Suessiales, Symbiodiniaceae. The record is from the annotation of a GenBank genome assembly.
AUGGUGCUGACCGCUUUGAGGUUUUUCAAAGUCCAGCUGCGGGACCUGCAUGAAGAGUUGCAGACACGUGCGGAGGACUUGAGGGAACGCGAUGCUGUUGUACUGCGGCGGGAGCAGGAAUUGGAGGAGGUCAGUGGUCAGCUCAAAGACUUGCAGGGCCUGUUUGAUGAAGUCAAUGGGCAGCUUCAGCAUGAAUGCGGUCGUAUAGAGCGGCUGCAAGGUGCUGUCACACAGUGUGCGAAGCAAGCCAAAGAGCUGGACUCUUUGCAGAACAUGCUGGAGGAGUCCCACCGCAUGCUCGCACAGCUCCGAGAAACACUUGAGAAGGAACGCGCUGAACGUGUGAGGGUGGCCUCACUUCUUGAGCAGGAGCAGCACAGGACACAACUCCUGCUCGACGUUCUCAAGCAUUUCAAGGAGAAGCUGCAAGGACUGACUCCGCAAAUGCUGCUAAGCCGGGCCAUUGCAGCUUUCGGAGACUUGACCUGGCUGUUCACUUUUUUGCUGUUUGGCUGA